This is a messenger RNA of Daucus carota subsp. sativus, 525 nucleotides long. Its product is annotated as F-box/WD-40 repeat-containing protein 1-like. Bases 1 to 525 code for a protein of 174 amino acids. The record is from RefSeq and is a predicted model, not a curated record. The transcript has 2 exons. Lineage: Eukaryota; Viridiplantae; Streptophyta; Magnoliopsida; Apiales; Apiaceae.
AUGGACACUGUGGAAGAUUCAGUUGAGCUUAAACUGCCAUCACAUUGGGAGGGUAAGGUUCGUUACAUGCGUUCUUGUAAUGGUCUUGUUUGUCUUUCUAAUGAUUGUUAUGAUAGUAUAUGUAUUUGGAAUCCGUGUACUAGACAGUAUAAGAUGCUUUCUGUGCCCAACUAUGCAUUUGGUGUAAGGCAUUGUCUAGGGUUUGGUUUUGAUUCUAUUGGAAACGACUACAAGAUUCUUUGGAUUGUAACAAAGGUUGUCCGUGACUUACGAGGUUUUAUUGUUAGCAUGAAUCUUAAACCAGAAGCACAGUUGUAUUCCGCAAAGGCUGAUACUUGGAAAAAGAUUCGUAUUCCGGAUACUAUUAGAAUAUCUUUUUGGAAUAGGCUGAAGAGAUCCUGUGGUCCUGAUAUUAGUGGGAAGUUGUAUUUGGAAGGUGAGGGUGGGCUAUUGCCGUUUGAUUUGCGCAACGAUGUGUUUGGAGAACUUCUGGGGAUGAAUCAGUCCUUAGUCUUUGGAUGUUAG